AUGCAAUUAGAAGGAUUCUCGCACAUAUCACUUCGCGCCAACUCACCCAUCAAAUUCGAAGAAACGCUUCAUUUCUACAACGCCUUUGCGUUCAAAAAGUGUUUGGAUCAAUUACGAUCCAAUGGCAAGGAGCAAACGAACGGUGACGACGAGGAGAAUCAUAUCCGCAACGUGUGGUUGAAACUCGAUACAGCACGCGGCAACUUGACCAACAAAUUAAUCAUCAAACUCUCGCUUUCAGCAUCAGCCGUUGACUGUGAUCAGAAACCCAAUGAGGAUGUCGAUUGGGGUUUGGAAGAACAAGUGAUCGUCUUGAUCACCAAGGAUAUCGACAAGGUCCGUUCCCAGCUGCAAGAAUUGGGCGCAUCCGUCCAAGAUGUGCCAGAGUCUGACUCGGAAAAAUUAUAUGCGCUGGAUCCGCUCGGUAACGUGUUGUUGUUCACCAACAAGCUGGCGUUCCCCGGUUUGUUGAAUGAACAGAGCCACGAAGGUGUCCCGGCAUCCAUCGAAGGCGCAGCUCAGCCUGCUGAACAGCCGCGCAAGAUUGCUGUUCUAACGUCUGGAGGUGAUGCGCCCGGUAUGAAUCCGUGUGUUCGUGCGGUCGUCCGUUAUGGUAUAUCCAAGGGUUGUGAAAUGUAUGCCGUAUACGAAGGCUAUCAAGGUCUGGUGGAUGGCGGCAGUCAGAUCCGAAGAAUGGACUGGAAAAGCGUACGAGGCUGGAUCCGUGUGGGUGGUACAUCUAUUGGCACUGCACGGUGUAAACCUUUCCAAACAUCCGAGGGACGACUCCAAGGUGCCGAGAAUCUGAUCAAAAGAGGAAUUGAUUCCAUUAUCGUAUGCGGCGGUGAUGGCUCGUUGACAGGUGCUGACGUUUUCCGAUCCGAAUGGCCAGGUCUUGUCGAUACACUCAAGGACGCAAACCGGAUUUCAGCAGAACAAGCGGAAAAGCACAAGCAUCUGACGAUUGUUGGUCUGGUUGGCAGCAUUGAUAACGAUAUGAGCAGCACGGAUAUUACCAUUGGUGCUGUGACGUCGCUGCAUCGAAUCUGUGAAGCGGUUGACUCGAUCAACACUACAGCUUUAUCACAUUCUCGCGCAUUCGUCGUCGAAGUCAUGGGUCGUCACUGUGGCUGGUUAGCCCUGAUGGCAGGUAUUGCCACGGGUGCAGAUUUUGUGUUUAUUCCCGAACGACCACCGAGCGAGGAUGAUUGGGAGUCAAGGCUUUGUAACGUGACGCAGCGUCAUCGCGAUCUGGGAAAACGCAAGACAGUUGUUAUUGUUGCCGAAGGUGCACUCGACAGCUCGCUCAAGCCCAUCAAAGCAGAUCACAUCAAAUCAAUCUUAUGCGACCGACUCGGCGUGGAUACGCGGGUUACUACGCUGGGCCAUGUUCAACGUGGUGGCUCCCCUUGCGCUGCAGACCGUGUGCUGGCAACCAUUCAAGGCGUCGAAGCCGUUCGUGCAGUGCUUACUGCAAAGAUCGACACGCCAUCCCCACUGAUUAUUUCCAGAAAUAACCGAGUUGCAACAUGUCCGCUCAUGCAAGCAGUUGAAUUAACACACGAAGUCGCCAAAGCGAUCCAAGAAAAGAACUUUGCACGGGCCAUGGAGUUGCGCGAUCCACAAUUUGCUGAAGAAUUUGACGCGUUCACAGCGAGCACGAUACUGGAUGAUUGCAACGCCAAUAUUGUACUACCUGAUCAUCGACGGUUGCGGAUCGCUAUCGUGCAUAUAGGUGCCCCGUCUGGUGGUAUGAAUGCUGCAACAAGAACUGCUGUACGCUAUGCGCUCAAUCGUGGCCAUCAUCCUAUUGCUGUGUACAAUGGAUUCUCGGGUUUGGUGCGCGGAACCAUGCAAGACGCAACUUGGAUUGGUGUGGAUGGAUGGACCUCUCACGGAGGCUCUGAACUCGGCACCAACCGUCAUGUACCCGGCAUCGACGUAGAUAUGGGCAUGGUUGCGUACCAAAUGCAGAAGAACAAGAUUCAGGGGCUGAUGGUAGUCGGUGGUUUUGAAGCAUUCUCGUCGUUGGUCGAACUUGAAAAGGGUCGCAAGUACUAUCCAUCUCUAUGUGUCCCAAUAUGCCACUUGCCGGCUACGAUUUCGAACAAUGUUCCCGGAACAGACUAUUCGUUGGGCACAGACACGUCGCUCAAUGCUAUUGUCUCAUCAUGCGAUGCUAUUGGUCAAUCAGCGCGAUCCUCGCGCCGACGUGUGUUUGUUGUCGAGGUCCAAGGCGGCAAGUCGGGCUACCUUGCUGUUGAGGCCGGAUUAGCAUCCGGUGCUAACACCAUCUAUAUUCCAGAAGAAGGUAUCACUUUGUCAAGACUGCAGUCCGACGUCAAGCAUUUGUUGGCCAUGUACAUGGAUGAUGAUGCCGAUAUGUCUGAAGGCCGUAUCAUUCUGCGGACGGAGGAUGUCAGCGAAACAUACACAACCGAUGUGAUCAGUAAUAUUCUUAAAGACGAAGGCCAUCAGCUGUUUGAUUCCCGCACAGCUGUCUUGGGCCAUAUCCAGCAAGGCGAUACACCGUCACCGCUUGAUCGCAUCCGCGCUACACGGCUCGCUAUGCGCUGUGUCCAGUUUAUUGAGGAUCAUUCAUCUAAUGCACUCGAUAAGGCCCACGGCGAAAAGCAGCCAGUACCUGUUGAGCUUACUGACUGCGACGAAUCAGUUGCUGUUGUGGGUAUUUCAGGUGCCAAUGUCAAAAAUAAUUCUAUUAAGGAGUUGCUGCCGAUUACGGACUUGAAGAAAAGAAAGCCGCGCGCUGCCUGGUGGUUUGAGCAUCGUCCCUUGGUUGACCUCCUAUCUGGACGGGGCAUGUUUACACCUCAGGCACAGAAGCUUCUCGCUGAAGAACACAACAGUGAUAAUAGCAGUAAUGAGAAUAGUAGCAACAACAACCAAUAA
Messenger RNA from Zychaea mexicana, 2910 nucleotides. Its product is annotated as 6-phosphofructokinase. The record is from RefSeq and is a predicted model, not a curated record. Lineage: Eukaryota; Fungi; Mucoromycota; Mucoromycetes; Mucorales; Lichtheimiaceae. Gene Ontology annotation, molecular function: fructose-6-phosphate binding; identical protein binding; 6-phosphofructokinase activity. The transcript is spliced from 3 exons. Bases 1 to 2910 code for a protein of 969 amino acids. Gene Ontology annotation, biological process: canonical glycolysis; fructose 6-phosphate metabolic process; fructose 1,6-bisphosphate metabolic process. Gene Ontology annotation, cellular component: 6-phosphofructokinase complex; mitochondrion; cytoplasm.